AAUAUUUCCUCUCUCUCUCUCUCUCUCUCUCUCUCUCUCUCUCUCUCUCUCUCUCUCCCUUAGAGAAUAUUUAUCUUCGAGUACAAGAAAGCACGACUUGCACGCCAAGAAAUAUUGAAGCAAGCAGAACAUGAAGCUGGUUUGGUCGCCGGAGAAAGCCUCAAAGGCCUAUAUCGAUACUGUGAAAUCGUGCGAGUUGAUUGAAGAAUCUAGCGUAGCGGAGCUGAUAUCGGCCAUGGCGGCGGGGUGGAACGCGCAGCUGAUUGUGGAAACGUGGUCAAAAGGGAGCGGGACGGCGACCAGCAUCGGGCUGGCGGUGGCCGGCCACCACGCGGGGGGGCGCCACGUGUGCGUGGUGCCGGAUCAAGAGUCGAGGGAGGAGUACGGCGAGGCCAUGCAGAGUGCGGGGCCGGGGGUUUCGCCGGAGAUCUUCGUCGGGGAGGCGGAGGAGGUGAUGAAGGGGCUGGAGGGGAUAGACUUUCUGGUGGUCGAUUCCCGGCGGAGUGACUUUGCUCGGAUUCUGCGGGUGGCGAAACUCGGCCACAGGGGUGCUGUGCUCAUAUGCACCAACGUUUGCUCGCGGGAGGCUUCGGAUUUCCGGUGGCGGAGCGUUCUCGACGGGAAAUCAAGAAUCGUACGCUCCGUUCUUCUGCCGGUGGGGAAGGGGCUAGACAUAGCCCACGUCGGAGCCGCCGGCGGGAAGGGUGAGAGGAGCAGAUGGAUCAGGCAUUUUGAUAAGGAAUCUGGCGAAGAAUUUGUGAUCCGGAGGUGAAUGAAUUUAUCCAUACACUAGAUACAAUAUUGGUAGUAGUUAACUAGAUCAAGCUAUGAAAUGACUUUUGUUUUUUUUUUUUUUUUUUUUUUGUUUUGUUUUUGAUAAGUCAAGAGUUCUGACUUCUCUAUCUGUAUAUAGAUUUAGAAAAUGAAAGCACUUUUUGUUUUCCAGUUUUGUUGGUAGUCUGGUACACAUUGGUACUUCUAUCAAGGACUAUAAAGAUUAAUUUAGGUGUUUAUUUAUGC
Molecule: messenger RNA, 1020 nt
Organism: Ipomoea nil (Japanese morning glory)
Lineage: Eukaryota; Viridiplantae; Streptophyta; Magnoliopsida; Solanales; Convolvulaceae
Exons: 2
Coding region: 131-772 (213 amino acids)
Source: RefSeq, a predicted model, not a curated record